Messenger RNA from Toxoplasma gondii ME49, 12602 nucleotides. RefSeq lists its product as hypothetical. The record is from RefSeq and is a predicted model, not a curated record. Gene Ontology annotation, molecular function: RNA binding. Lineage: Eukaryota; Apicomplexa; Conoidasida; Eucoccidiorida; Sarcocystidae. The transcript has 8 exons. The coding region runs from base 3151 to 8172 and encodes 1673 amino acids.
CACUUUUGAGUGUAAAAGGACUGUGCAGAUGACAAGAAAACGGGCAGGGCAUUUUCGUUGUGCCUGUUGCCGUAUUUCGGUUCUGCAGAAGUCCUAGGGAAGUAAUCAGUGUGUCUGUGACAGCUGUGCUCCGUUGAAUGUACUUCCCUGGCGCGCGCGCAAUGUGGCUGUUCGGUGUCAAGGAGCGGGAAGGGAGAUAUUUCGGUGGUUUUUUCGUGACAACACGUAAAUCGUCGUGGGCGUUUUGUAGCUUCUGAGAGGAAGAGAUGCUUCAAAACCCACAUCAACGAUACCCGUUUCUCCGUGCCGUCUGGUUAGUCUCUCUUCGACGUUUCACGUCUCUCUCCGUCUUCCGUGUCACAAAUACAGCGACGAGAGACCCGUCUCUUGCUCCUCCAGACGGCAAGUCCGUGUGGUGACGUGUGCUGUGGCUCCCAUCCUCGUUUAUCUUCUUCAAUACUCGGCGCCUGAAGAAUAACUUUCACAGAUACCCGCUUUUCGAGAAAACGCGAUCGUUGUGGUUCCGUCCCACUGGGGUGCCACGUUUUUCGAGCGGCCAAGAAGUGUUCGGGUUUUUCACGGCAGCUAACACAGAAGAAAUCUCCUCUUUGGAAGGAACUGACAAGAAACAUACAGAAAACCGAACGCGGAAUUCCUUGUACACAAGCUUUUCCAGGCUCUACGUAGAACCGGGUGUCCUGGAGAAGGCGGCUUUUUCCCCGCGAACAAACGAGUCUCUCUCGAGGCUGUUCCCCGACAACCCGUAGAGGCGGUCAAGGCGCGUGUUACGGCUGCCACGGCGGUUGACUGCAUGCUGGCCAUUCUGUUACGCGGAAGGUCCGGGUCCUGCCACAGCCUUGUUGAGGCGGAAGCGAUAUUCUUUCCGUGUGUGUGUCACCGUUUUCCUCAGUUCUGGGAUCGGCGGAAACACCGGGUUUCCUACCAGCAAACUUUGUGUCAUUUUUACGCUAGUGGGAAACCGGUUAUUGGCCGCUCGUGUCAGCGCAGGUCCGGGCGUUUCUAGCGAAACGGGGUCGCGUCUGUCGCAGGCCGUAGCUCAAAGUUAACAUCCUGGCGUGCGUACAUCGUGUUCUCCCCAAAGCGAGGGUUUCACUCGUUUAGGCUGCUGAGUGACGACCUAGGUUCGAGCUCCGUCGCCACGCGGCGGCCUUUUUCGCGCGACACCCGACGCUUUCUCGCCAUGCAUGUGUGCCCUUGAGUUUGUGUCAGCAGUGGGUGCGACUCUGUGGCACGGCCCCACUUUGCCUCGCGUGCUCACCGGCGUUCUACAUACAUUUGCUUUAAACGCUUAAAAGAGAAAACGGAAGUCAGUCUGGGCGGUGCCUCGGCGAAAGCGUGUCUCUGUCGCGACAUAGGCGUGUGCCACUUGUGUGAUUGUGGAGUACCGAGAGCGCGAGAAAAUCCUUUGCACAAGGCUCAGCGCUCUCAGUUUCGCUUUUCCUCUCCUGUGUCGCCACCCGGCCGUCGCUGCCUCAGGCAUUUCUGACCCUAGUUGUUCACACUUCAACACUGGCUCUUACCGCAGGUUCGCCGCUGUCCGUAGCUCGGAUUCCCACCGUUAUACGUUUUUUGUGGUGUUUUGUCCGUUUCCUCCCCGUCUGUGGACGCAACUUUGCUACAGAACGCCUGAUAGAGUCUGACCAAGUGACUGGCAGAAAGUAAACACCCUCGCGUGACAGCGGACCGUUUUUGUGUUUCAAAGGUUCGUCACCUUUUCGCGCGUAGGGCACGAGUCACAUGCACAACAGGGAGGGAAGAAGAAAAGUGUUUUCUCUUUCUCAAUUAGGGAAUUCGCGUCAGACGAGAGACUCCGGCGACACACGCCGCCUCUCCAUUUGGGAUCUGGAGGAAGGUCAACGUUCUCGUCUACGCUCUCCUGGAAGUAGCCUCUACACGCGUUCGGCGCAUUCCGGGGCAGUUCUGGGAAGAUACGUACGCGUGAAUAUGUGUACGUGUGUAUGUAGAUGUGUGUAGAUACGCACGUUUGUGUGUAGUCUGUGUUCUACACUAGAGGGUUCUGUACAGUGGAUCUCCACAUUGCUCCUGGUGCACAAGCCUCUGCGUCUGUGGAGACAUGUGUAUGUGUGCACGUCCGCCACAUACACGUUCUUACGUGAAGUCGAUACACCAGUUUGGGGCGUUCCGACGUCUUCAUGCGUUCACGCUUUUCAAUCGAGAAGCGGCGUUGCUGGCUAGUGCAGUGAGAAACAUUUCGACGGAUCCGUCUCUAUCCGAGUCGCGAUUUCCGCGCUGAAUACCUGCUUAACCGACGGCAGAUUUUUGAGACUUUUCCUUGGACGCCCUAGGGAGUUUUCGCUGGCCUCUUCGUGGACCCGUAGCCCCGUACAGGAUACGGUCUGUUCUUUUGUGCCGAGUCUUUCGGACCUCCCCGAGAAACGCGGAGGCCUCUGCGGCUGCGCUUCUUUCGAUACUGUUUUCGCUCUCAGCUGAAUCCUUCCCCACAUUUCCUCGCCCACCGUCUUCGCACAGCCGUUCCUCGGUUGGCGCUGAGCGACGCGGGGAGAAAGGGAUUUCGGCCUCCGAAAUGGCGCGAGGGGAAUUCCCACACAGCCGGAAACGAAAGGGAAGCUGAAUUCCAUUUGCUACGCCUCACUACCCCUUCUACACUUUUUUUUAUGUCUUUGCGGAGCUCCUGCAUCGGUUGAUACACCCGCAAGCGUGACGAGACCUAUACCCAUUGUCCAGACAUCACUCGAUUCAGACACACUCUCGACGAGGCGUCGAUGGCGCCAACCGUGCUCCAGCUGCCUUGUUCAGUUUUUCAUGACCCGGGUUGUCUGCGGCCCUCUCUGCUGCAUGCGAUAAGGCUGAAAAGGCCGCUCGCGUUGAGGGAGCGAGCGACUUGGAUGUCUCCGCAGCUGCCUCGAACAGCGUUGUUCAUCUGACAACUUUUGCUGUGGCCCUGGACUGUGAGGCGCCGCUCAUUGACCUGCACGAGCUCGAGUCAUAUCCCGAGAGUCUCUCGACGUCGAACUCAAGAGUGAGGAGCCGCGGGACACACCCGGGGCGAACUGGCCCAAAUUCAAGUAGCAUCGAGACGAUCUCAGCUCCGAGCGCCGCGUUUGCAAAACCGGCGAAAGCAACCCCAUUCCUGCCGAAACGGAAGCGAUGGGACGGAGUCCAAAAGCCCCCGCUUCGCUGAGUUCUCUCUCACCGCUCUCGCUUCCCCCGACAAGCAGCGAGCAGCCCGUGGAGAACGCUAGACCGGCCUCUGGCGCCAUGAACGAGACGCAGGCGCAUGCCGCGGACGCGGCUUCAGGCGAAGUGGCGAAGGAAGACAAACCGGGUCAGAGCCCAAGCGUCUCUGGCGCCCUUGGUGGCGCGUCCUCCACCUCAUUUUCCAGCGAUCUGCAUGCCCUCGUGAAGGAGCCGCUCGUGACCGCACCGUCCCUUGCUUCCUCGGCGAGUGGAAGCUUUUCCACGGAAGUCGGGAGAGACCUGGAAAAUGCCGGAUCUAUGUCGACUGCAGGCAGCUUUAAAGAACAGACGCAGAACGACAGUGGCGCGGAAGAGACCCAGCAGAUCGCCUUCAACGGCGUCCUCAACGGAGACGACCCUCUUCCCUCGUCUCUCUUCUUCUCAACCCUCUCCUUCUCCAUGUCUCCAACGCUGCCGGAAGACCCUGCCCCACACCGCCUCCAUGAAGAAGGACUCACUGAAUUGACUCAUCCAGGGAAGGACGAGAAAGAUAACUGCGGAACAGCUACCUCAACCGUUUCUGGCGUCGCGCCGCGACGCACCCGCCAGGCUGUUCCGGGCUGUGUGCAAGUCGUUGCGUCUUCCUGUCUUCAAUCGGGCUCGUGUUCGGGACCUCUGGGCCCGCGGGAAGGGCGAAACUCUUCUCGCCCGUUUCUCUCGUCUCUGUCGACAGGAGAGAGGAUUCUUUCUGCGGAUGUGCACUCGUCUCAGUCGUUGCCUUCGCUGUCGGUGCUCACAAAAGCUUUCUCUGGCCCGACGGUAGCGGUUGCGAGCAAGGGAGGAAAGGAAAAGGCGAUCCUCGGCACGAGUGUCGGUGUAAGUGUCGGCACUGGGAACAGCUCGACUGUCCAAGCCAGUGUAGCCACAAGUCUCUGCGUUUGCAAGUUCCUUCUCGGCGAAGACGUCGCGGGGUACCUGGUGGGGCGGAAGGGCGGCGGCAUCGAUGAGUUCCAGAAACGAAACGGACCCGGCCUCAGGGUGACAGUCAGCAAACGCGGGGAGAUCUUCCCCGUGCUCGGCGAGAGAAUCGCCGCAGCAGUCGGCGUCCAAGAAAGCAUUGCCAGAGCGCUCGAUGAAAUUGUCGACGUCGCCACUAAGAGAGCCAUGCACAAGGAAGAAGAAAGAAGACUCGACACCGGAAGAAAAAUAAGCAAACCGAAGACAUGCUUCAAGUUGGUGGUUCCAGAGACUUCCGUGAGGCUCCUCGAACAGCAAGUUGAGAAUCGCGAAUCGGCGAAAGAUAUCGGUCGCAAACACAAGACUGAGGUCCUCAUAACAUCUGCAAACGACUGGUUCCACCUCGAAGCUGGCGACGCCGUUGCUAAGGAGCGUUUGGUUCAAGUGAUUGGUCUGCCGAACGACGUGAAGGACACAGUACGAGAGUUGGUGCCUCUGUACCAGCAAGACACGACACUGACUACCUCCCUUGAGCUAUGCUACGGAAAAAAAACGCCGGCUCCGCCUCCACCUCCGCCCCCCGUUCUCCCGUCGCUCUUCACAUUCACGCCCUCAGCCCCGCCUCCCGCAUUCUCGGCUUCUUCGGCGUUUCUGCCCCCGUACUCGGGCUCUUGUUUUGCCGUGGCGAAUCCCCUGCUCUCCGACGUCGGCAGCCGCCUGUUGGCGGGGCCCGCGUCCCCCGGGGGACGCGGGCCGGCCAGUCUGAGUGCGUCGCAGAAUGCCCUGGCUCCAGAGCCUUUCGCGUCUGUUGCGGGCCUGGGAAAGACUUCGUUCGCCUCCUCGCGGAGCGGGGCCUUCGCCUCUGGACUGGGCAAGGCCAAACUGCUCGCGCCGCUCCUCUCGACUGGGCUCAACCAUGCGCCUGCCGCCUCCACCUUCAGCACGGCUGUGGGAUCCAGCCUAGACGGCUGUCCCCUUCUCGCGCCCUCCCAGGGCCUCAGUGUGGGGCGGAGCGCGGAAACAGAGCUCCCCGAUGUCUUCGUUCGGACGCUGAACGCCGCGGCGCCUCUGGCUGGGCAGAGCGGUGGCGUUGGAGUCGGGAAGAGUGUCGGCGAUGCAAAUGUAACCGGGGACCUUCUUUCACUCCUCAACUCGCAAGGCGGAAAUGGCCGAAAGCUCUUCUCGGAAGGACACGGAUACCUUGCGUACGUCCAGGCCGACAACCAAGCAGGAGUCUCGAUCGGUGGUGGAGGUCGGAACGCAUGCGCAGCGUCGGCGGUCGAGGCCUCGCCUGAGGCUCAGACUGGAGGCGCGAAGCCGGUCCCUUUCGGGCCCAGAAAGAAUGCGGGCGCGUACCCGCCUGAGGCUCUCGGGUCAAGCGCGGCGAUGUCGCAGGCCUACGCCGUCCGGGCGCUGCUGCACUUCAUGGGGAACGAGGCGAAGCAAUCGGGCAGGGAGAAGCGCGAAGGUGGACCUGGGACUGGUCGAAACCCACAGAAGAGAGAAACCUUCGAAGUGCCGACGUUCCUCGGGGCUACAGGGCUUCGCGACGAUCUUCGUCUUCUGUCUUCUCGGCCCGCCCACCCUGGCCUCGCGACUCAGGCGGGCCACAGGUCGGGCCCCGGGUCCCCGUUGAACGCGCCCUCUGGCGCCGGGCGAGGGCCCGGGGACCCUUCCGCGAUGGAGACAGGGACGGGCUCUGAGGCCGCCACGGCGUUCGCGUACUCUCUGAAGCGCGACUCACGCGACUCGAGAGGCCCUCUGCUAUCUGUCGAUCCUUUCCAGGGCAGUGGGAUGAGAAGCAACUUUACGGGAAGCGGGGCUGGAUCCGGAGCGCUCGAUGCUGUCGGUUUUCUCUCGGAAUGUGGGGCGGCGCGAGACGGGAGAGGCUUCGUGUGGCCUCUGAGCGACGAGAGACCUGGCGAAGCGACACCCGCGGCAAUUUUUCCUGGGGCAAGUGGAGAGAAAAAAUCGCCACCUGUGGCCGGCGCAGGCGUCUUGCCUGCCUCCUCGCGCCUGGUGCCCUCUGCGCCGAUCUUUCAUCCUCAGCAGCCUUCUGGGGAAGGGUUCCCCCUGAUGCCCGACGACAACAACCUCCAGCUGUUGAACUCGCUGCUGCAAGCGAAUCUUGGCCAGCGCGGCGGGGCGGCAGCCCGCCAGGGCGGCGAGAGAGGCGACGGGAGUCCUGGACACGGGGCGCGGACCGGGGUGUCUCCUUUUCUUCCUUCUGGUACUUAUUCACUCGCUGCGUCGUCCUUCUCCACGGCGACGCCGCUAGCGAAGCAACGCAUGCGCGACGCUCAGUGGCCCCCCCAACGUCUCUCCAACACCGGCCUGGGCGCAGAUGCGUUGGAUGGAGACGCACAGUCUACGCGUCUGCGGAACGAGCUGCUCUGUCUCCUGCGACGGAAGGAACUUCGUGAAGGAGCUGAGUUCCAGCCAGGCCGAGGAGACGCGAGUGCGAGGGGCUCCUUUUGUCUCCCCUCCGCCGCGACCCGCCGAGGCAGCCAUGCAACCGCGGCCGGACCUGCCGGCGACCCCGGCACAACCGGCAGAGACAAUGUCGGGGGCAAGCCCGAGACGGCGGACCUCGAGGUGGAGCUGGCGCUUCUCCAGAGCAUCCUGUCACAGUCCCAAAGCCUUCCGUCUGGGACGGCAGGGGGCUCUCUGGGGCGCGCGCAGGGCUUCGCGGCCUGCGCAGACGCCGGGCUCGACCAGCGGGCCUCUUCGGGUCUGCAUGUAGAUCUGCAGAAGCUGCAGCAGCUCCAGGGUCGUGUGUUCGGGACGAGUGCCGUGAAACGAGUAGGCAGAGCGGACGAGGACUCCGGCAUCUGGAGAGAAGGGCAGCGGCUUUUGAGAGGGCCCUCCAGAGGCAAAAACGAGCGUGACGGUGGCCAGAAGCGCGAAGAUGAGUCGACAGAGCCGGGGCGGUUGCCAUUCUCGGGGUCGCUGUCACUGUCGCAGAGCGGCCCAGCUCUCUCUGUCUUCGCGGCUUCUAGCAGUCACGCAACAACGGGACAGCCCCAGGCGCCACGCCUGGUGCCUGGCGUCGAAGCAUGGCCCGCGCAUGGAUCCGCUGCUUCGUCUCCGUGCGCGGCGACCUCGUCCUUCGCCGGAGGCUUCGGCCUCGUGCGCGAGAGUCAGAAGGACUUAGCUGGAGCCGGUCGGGGCGACGGUGCGACAGGCCCCCUCCUGCCGGGUUGGCCAGUAGACGCAGAGGAACGGUCUCUUGCCUCGUCUGCGGUCCCGAGAACGAGCGCCAGCACUCCGACCCACCGCCGGAGCAAGGGCAAUUACAUGCAGUCCCUGGGCCUCGCGUUCCAGGCGGAAGUGGGCGAAGACAUGCGAGGGGACUUCCGGGGGGAGCGAAGAUGGGACGGCGUGGUCGCAAGCUCCGAGUGCUCCAGAGGCGAGGACUUUGGGCCCGAGGGGCGAGUGGUGCCUUUGGAGUCCGCAGGGACAGAUGCCGGGGGACAGCGGCGCGCGCUCUCCGCUCAGGGGACGGAGAAGUCGGCAAGUCUCGACAAGCAACUGGACUCAGGCAGUGAAAUUUUGCAUGCGGGGCGGGGUCGCGCAGGGCCAGCGCCUUUUGACACGAUGGAUCCCGACAGCAGCGCGGGCGAGGCCACCAAAACCACGACUGUGAUUUCCUCCUCGUUCGUCGACAAGGGUCAGGGGGUGCCCGAGCCCGAACAUCGGGGCGGACUCCGAGGCGUCGCGAACGAGGAAGGCCAGGAACUGACAGGAACGGGACCGGACGAAUUUUCCGUGCAUAUUCAGAUUCCGGUUUCUGUCGCACAGUCCGAAAGCAACUUGUCUGUCCUGCUGCUGCUGCUGCGCUCCCUCUCGACGCGCGUCUCCGCCGUGCGACCGCCCGCCGCUCAGCCAGGGAGCGGCCGCGGAACGCAUGCAGGGACGUCUGGUGCUGAGAACGAGUCUGCGCCAGGCACGAUCUCGCUGCAGGUCAGUGGGACUGCCGACAACGUCGCUUCGGCUUCGGCCCUUCUGCAGUCCCUCUUGAAUGGAGCAGUGUAGAAGCGACUGUGGAGACACCCGCCAUGCGUCGUUCCAGCUGUGGAUCCCUCCGCGUGGACCAGUUGCAGCCUACUAGCCGUGAUUCUGAUCUUCCAAACCACGCCCAUUGUCUAUGUAUUAGGGACUCUCAUGCACACACGCAUUUGAUAUGUGGAAAGGUGUGCAAAUGACACUCUUUCCUUUUCGCGCGUUUGAGGGAAUUCCGGUUUCCGGAACGUUUUGGGAUCGAUUCCCGCCUCGCAGCGACCGCGGAGAGACGCUGGGCGACCGAAGCCUUGUAGCCAGACGCGCGUCCUCAGGCCUUAGCCUUUCUGGUUCCUUUCGUCUCCGUUGUCGGCUUUUUGGCCGUUUGCACUUUGUAGCGGUGAAAUAAGGAAUGGAAACGCGACGCAGGUUCGGCUCUGCGAGCAGGAAUCGUUGUCUCAACACAAGAGCCGCGGAGAAGAAUUUCAGCGGUGUUCACGCGACCUAGUAGGUAUCAGUGCGUGCUUCAUGCUUAGUACAGAACCGUUCGUUUGGAGAAGGGAAAGUCCGCCGCCUUUCUUUUAGAUGACACUCAAAGAGAAGCGGCAUCUUUCUGUUCCUCGUGGAGUACACCGGACGGGAGAGCCACACUCUCGUCUGCAACUUUGAACAAUCAACGAUCCGUCCUUUAUGGCCAUCUGAAGAUCUAACUCGUGUCUGUUUCUCACACGAACUGAAGAGAGAGCGAGAGUGAAUCGCUUCUCUUCAUGUGUCUCUAGUGUGUCGUUAAAGCGAUGCAGAAAGCCUAGAUAAACCUCAGUCGGUUUUCCGUGCGUUUGUCGGGAUGAAGAGGAAGAGCGACGGCAUCCGGCGUCCCUUGCCGCCGCGAGCGUUUUGGUCUUGCUUUCGCCUGAUCGACAGGCAGAGAAUGAGCGCAGUUGAGUUCGAUCUCACUUUUGUUCCUUGUUUCCGCACGAUGGUCGGAAAGUGGGUUUGUGGCGGCGUGGGCACAUCCGCCUCAUUUGAGACACCUCUUCCCAGGCGAGAACGGGGGUUUGGGAGUUAGGCGUUCCUUUUGACUUUGAGGUCAUGGAGAGACGGACACGCGAAACGAGCGUGUCUCCGUCUCCCACUGGAUGACAUUAGCGGGCGCAGGCGGUGGGAGGGGAGGUGGAAGAGGGCUGAGCCCGAGUAGGGCCGCGCUGUCUGUGUUCCGCCGAUCUCAACGUUGAGGAACGCAGGUGCCUCGUGAUUUCGUGUUUUUCGGAUUUUCUUGUGUCGCUCAGCCACGAGGCCGGUUGGGGGCGCUACUGAGUUUGCGUGCGCCUCGUUCUGAGGGACGUAGAAAUACAAUCGAAGCACGUCGGACCCCACAAGCUUCAUGCGAGUUCCACACACGGCUAGAUUCGGCAAGACCUGCCUGCUUUACGUUUUUUUCGUCCGUUCACUGGGUGCCACGAGAGCGCCUGAAGGGGCAUCCAAAGACGUCAGACAAGACGAUUCCUGUCCGGUCCGUUGUUUCAGUCAGAGACGUUGUGUCGAAAAGAAGAAUCUUCGCUGCAGACGAGUCUUGGAUAGCCUCGGCGAAAACCCAUGGGUUUAUGUAAAUAUUAACACAGUCGUUGACAUUAAUGUGUCAAUGGUCGAUCCCCCCACAGCACUUCUGCGUAUAACCACAUAUAUAUACAUGUUUGUAUCUGGAAUGAAGACUCAGGUGUAAGUGCAUGCGUUCGUGUCUCAUUUCUCGUCGCAGCGUCUUUGUGGGGGACCCUCGGUGCUCCUUGUCUGAAGAACUGGUCUAGGCUUCCUCGACUGGGAGCGACUGCGUUCCGCAGAUCCUAUGUUCAAUCCCGUUUCAGCGGGCUUCUUCCGAGUUGUUUCCCGACGACACGUCCGACUCGAGAUUUUUGUGGACUCCACGUGCGGACUAACCUGUAUAGCUAUUUGCGCGAAUGUUAGACGGUCUCUAAGGCUAAAGAUGUAGGUGUGGAUAUGUGUUCCUCUCGAUUUGCGUGUAAACGUACCUGGUUCGCAGCGCGUCAGUUUUGUUCCGGAAUCCACUCGCGUCGGCUUCCGGACGUCCGUGGGACCAAAAGUGUCACGUGUUUCGUUUGAAGACUGUGGACACAAUCGGGCAUCUUUCGCUCGGCACGCGCACUUGCCGCAGAUGCUGCUGGCGGAGCCUGCCUCGCGUUCUGUGUUUCGUGUGGUAUCAGCGAAACUCGCAGAGCGAGUGAGUGGAGGCAUCGCCUCGAGAAAAGUGAAACGAGCGCCGAGCCGUCAGGUCCUGCGCCUCGGCGACACGCAAACGCUCUGAGGUGUCUCAACACCCCAACCGGUCACGAGCAUCUUCUUCCGCCAGCAGGGGCGAUGCACGUUUUCUGUGUUGCCACGCGAUUGACAGACCUGAUCUCGCCUCAUAAAUCAAGUAGCCGUUCUGAGGCCACAUUCCGCACAUCUUGUAUAUGCAUGGAUGCAAACAGAAAACCCUCACCGAUUUUUUAUGCAUGUGGAGAUGUGUGUAAGCGGGUCUACGACGAUAUGCCUGUCACGGGCUUUUCGAUGUGAGGGGCCGUCGGCGGCGACGAAGCGUCUUCGUCUGUGUGGUGAAGCAGUUUGAGUGUUGUAGGAAGCCGUGUGAGCGCAGCUAUUUUUAACAGCGUGCGCGGGGAAACGCCGUCUAGUUCCAGGUAACGCGCAUUGCGUUUGUGGGAAACCGGGGAGACGCUGAGUGCAAAUUGCCUCAAAUCGACGCGUGGAAGGUCUACAUUUUCGCAAGUUCCCGGCGCAUGCACUUUUUUGUGGGAUGGCCCUAAUCGCCGCGAAACACGCGGGUUUUUCGGGUCACAAACACCCACACAGUUCGAGACAGGUUGCCGGGCCUCGGAUAAACGCUUGUGUAAAUGCGUAUGUAUCCCCUGGAUGCACAUCCCUAUCUAUACAUCGGUCUGUAGAUAUGUGCAUGGAUUUGCGAGUGUGGAUUGGUGUAAGAAGCAAUCUUGGGUGGCGGUAACUCUGUUUACGUCUAACGCGGGGUGUCGUUGGAAUCAAUCAUCCCAUCGAGUUCGUCUGCUGAAGGGAUGCACUGAGACAUUAGGCGCCAAGUCUCGCCUCGGCAAAAUGGAGGUAGAAGCACCGCCGCGAGUCGAGCUGCUGAAGGCAAUUUUGUCGAAAUGUGGACUGGCACAAGUCGAUCCACAUGCACCCACGCUCGAGGCGUCGGAGACCCCUCUCAGACCCCCCCCCUCCCGCCACGUCCAUCUGUGCACUGGGAAUCCUCGGGUCUACAUCGAUACACAUUUCUCUUAAUAAAAUCGGCGGCCUGUAUUUGGGAGUCUGUGUGGUUCAUGAUAUCGCGAAUGCCCAGUGCACAAACAAGUCCGAGUCUGAACGCCGUUGCGUGCACCUGUGGAUGUGUUGUGUUCUUGUGCUGCGGCGUCCUCGGAGUGGGGUGCGAGGGCUGGCAAUGUGAGCCAACUGCCCCGGGUUUCGAGUGUCGUGUUCCUUUCGCUUUGGACGGCAGGUGCCUCUGCUUCGAGCAGCCUACCCCAGCGUGCCAGAGUCGCAAAGAGCCGUGUCUGUUUUUAGCCGUUUCCGUGUCGACGUUGGAACCGUGGGACAAGACCUAGGUUUGAAGAGAUGGGUUUCCAGUCCGACGUUGACGGUGAGCUCUCCUCUGAGGCCCGCGUGCACCUGCGCUCCAUUUUCAUAUAUAGAUCGCUCUAUGUUCUUACAGAUGUAGGGAAAUAUGUGCAUGUGGCUUUCCAUAGCAGUCGAUCAGCGACGCCCCUUGGGGUAGAAAAGUGACGAGACGCCGGCUCGUUGCGCGCUUUUCGGCACUUUCUCUAGCCAGCCUCUUGUCUUUCUUGUCGCUCUUCUCGCGCGUGGUCUCGGGCUCACCUCUUGCGGCUCCAACGGCGUUUUGUUAGUUGAAAAGCACGAGAGAAGGGCGAGUGCCCAGCCGCAUGCUAACGAGUCUCUCUGGGAUCUUUGGGUUCCGUUCUGGGCCCUGGACAGACGCCUGCCAGAGUCGCGGUUGAAUUCAAGGCGACAAAAGCGCACUGCUCAGAAGCGCUGAGCUUCUCUGGUUCCCUCCCGCCCACCCGAUGAAGCAAGGAACGCCCUCAGGGCCCUGAAAGGAACUCGAAAUAAGAGAAAACUCCAGGCGAAACGUUGUGGCAUCUCCUCUUCCGAGGGCUCUUUUACGAGAAUGGGGCGAGAAAGCGAGGACGAGCAGGGUGCGACACGUUGGCGGGAUGAAGCGAAGUCGCAAGACGGCGCGCCUGGAGGGUUAUGAAAAGGCAGAACCUAGGUUUCUAUGCAGAUGUUUUUUCAGUUCAUAGCUCUGGAGAGGGUCUCAGGUUGUUUCUUGUUUGUUGGAAGAGAACUCGCUUUCUCGUUCCUCUGUAUGCUUCAACACAAACUACUUCCCCCGCGUUCUGAUUCACAUCCGAUUGAGACACCGC